GCUAUUGAGGAGGAAGGAGGGAAUCCUGAUGAAAUUCCAGUGGUUUCAGAAAAUAUCAUGAAGAAAACUCCAAAAAGAAGCAACAAAGGACGUCGAGCAGAUGAAGAAGGAGUGGAGGACAACGGCCUGGAGGAGGAUUCUGGAGAUGGACAGGACGAUAUUGAAGCAAGUUUGGACACCUUGCAGGACAUUGACAUGAUGGAUAUCAGUGUGUUAGAUGAAGCUGAGAUAGAUAAUGGCAAUGCAGUAGAUUGUGGAGAUGAUUACAGUGCCCAUAACAUUCUUGACUCACUGUCUGAUAGCAAAGAAAAUGCAGAUGCAGAAGUGAAAGAAUUUCCAGAUCAGCCUACAGAAUUUGUUGUAGGUAACUUGGAGGCAUCCCCACAAUUUUCAGAAAUUAAAGAAGAAUCAAGAGAAAUACCAAUAGUGAUGGUAGAGUUUGAAGAUGUUGGGAACAGUUUAGAUGCUUCUUCAUCAGAAUUAACCAUAAUAAAGGAACUUGAAGAGUUACCUUUGGAGCCAGAAAAUGAGAAAAUACUCGACAUUUUGGGGGAAACUUGUAAAUCUGAGCUACUUAACGAAGAACAACCUCCCGAAGCGGAGCGGCCGCGUGCGCAGGAAGCCAGUAACGCGGGGCCAGGCAAGAGGCUGGCUGAGGAAGAGGACGCUCUCGCUGCCGCUCAGCUGGAGGAAGAUGCUUUAGCUUUGGACAGCAAAUCGGCCCAAGCUUUGGCAAGGAAGGAAGCAAAGCGUUUAGUGGUAGCAAAAGGGGAGACAAGUGAACAGAGCCCCGAGGAAGAGGCCCCGGACUCUGAAGGUGUAGUGGUAGAGACCCUAAGCGAUCAGAGUAGCAAACGCUCCCAAGGCCUGGAAGCCUCUAGUGGGGAGGCAGCGGAGAAAGGCGCAGGUGCCGAAGCCAGAGCUAGCAAAGAAGAUGGCAAGAGAGCAGAAGACAAAGCUAAUUCUGAGGAAUCUUCCCCUGCCACUAAAGAGUCCUCAGCCAGUGAGGGCGGUGAUCAGAAAAAGAGCCCUGUUGAAGACAAAGAUACAAAGGCAGUCACAAAAGAUGAGAAAGGCCGUGUGGGGAGUGGUUCUGGCAGAAAUUUGUGGGUUAGUGGACUUUCCUCCUCUACUAGAGCUACAGAUUUGAAGAACCUUUUCAGCAAGUAUGGAAAGGUGGUUGGUGCAAAAGUGGUGACAAAUGCUCGCAGCCCUGGCGCUCGCUGCUAUGGCUUUGUGACAAUGUCAACUUCUGAGGAGGCCACCAAGUGCAUUAAUCACCUCCACAGAACUGAGCUGCAUGGUAAAAUGAUUUCUGUGGAAAAGGCAAAAAAUGAACCAGCAGGAAAAAAACCUUCUGACAAAAAGGAAGGUGAAACAAGGAAGGAGAAAGACAGGCACCAUUCUGCAGAGUCCAAAUCUGAGAAAUCUGCUGGUAUUAAGAAGGAGGAGAAGAUGGACAAAAAAGAUGAUGCUAAGAAAUCAGAAAAAGAUGAAAAAGAAGGAAAAGAAAAGGAUGAACAAAAGACUGGAUCUUCUGAUAGAUCCAGGGCAAGCAAAUCAGCAAGCAGAGGAACAGAGAGGACAGUGGUAAUGGAUAAAUCUAAAGGAGAGCCAGUUAUUAGUGUGAAAACCUCUGCAUCAAAAGAGAGGAGCACCAAGAGCCAGGACCGCAAAUCAGAGAGCAAGGAAAAGCAGGAUAUUUUAUCCUUUGAUAAAAUCAAGGAGCAGCGAGAACGGGAACGGCAGAGGCAGAGGGAGAGAGAAAUCAGGGAGACAGAGAGGCGCCGAGAGAGAGAGAGGCGGGACCGGGAGCAGCGCCUGGCAGCCAUCCACGAGCGCGACGAGAGACAGAGGCUGCAGAGGGAGCGCGAGCGGCUGGAAUUCCAACGGCAGCGCCUGGACAGAGAGCGCCUGGAGAGGGAGAGGCUGGAGAGGGAGAGGAUGCACAUCGAGCAGGAGAGGAGGCGCGAGCAGGAGAGGAUCCAGAGGGAGAGGGAGGAGCUGCGGCGGCAGCACGAGCAGCUGCGCUACGAGCAGGAGCGCAGAUCCGCCAUGAGGAGGCCCUAUGAUCCUGACAGCAGGAGGGAUGACCCCUACUGGCCCGAGGCCAAGCGCCUGGCGCUCGAUGACCGCUACCACUCGGACUUCGGCCGCCAGGAUCGCUUCCACGACUUCGACCACCGCGACCGCGGCCGCUACCAGGAGCACUGCUUGGACAGGAGAGACUGUGCAAGGGGAAUUCCAGAUCGAGAUGGGCAGGUAUGUUACAACCAAAUUACUGCUUCAGUUAAAAACCAAAAGAAGGUGAAAGCUAAAAACCCCAAAGCAGAAAGGACACAGUGUGCACACAGCACAAACACAAAUGUUUCAGCUGAGAUACUUGAACAGAACUAAUUUUGUGUGCUAAUGAGCAUAAAAUAAAUUAUUAGGUUACCUGCUUGCUGGGGUGGUAACCUCAAAUAGAGGCAAGGGGAAACCUGUGAGUGAUGGGAGCAUCUUUUCAGGGUGGUAUGUGGCAGUAAAAGCUUUUUGAUUGACCAUCUUAGGGGUUAAGAGAGAGCUGCUGUACUCACUUAGCUGGCAAUGGAUGCCUUCUCUCACAUUUAUCUAAAUGAAACAAGGCUGUAAAAGGACAGGUGUGAAAAUCAAUGCCACAAUGGGAUUCAAACCCUUUCAUUUCUGAAGAGAGGUAGGAAGUGAGCAGAUAUUCAAUAUGAAAAUUUAAAACCUGAAGCCAAGAACAUAAACCUUAAAAAACCUUAGCAAACAAAAAAGAUCUCUCCCACCAGUGAAAAAUAAACAUCUGGAAUGAGCCAUGCCCUACAGCAGAACCUUGAAAAAAUGGGACAGCUAUAAAUUUUUUACCAAAAAGCCAAAUUUUUGCAAUCCUAGAAUGUUGGGAAGGAUGAAAGUUUGACAAGAAAAUCUCACAG
Messenger RNA from Zonotrichia albicollis (white-throated sparrow), 2936 nucleotides. The record is from RefSeq and is a predicted model, not a curated record. NCBI's taxonomy places the organism in Eukaryota, Metazoa, Chordata, Aves, Passeriformes, Passerellidae.